Molecule: messenger RNA, 765 nt
Organism: Pararge aegeria (speckled wood butterfly)
Lineage: Eukaryota; Metazoa; Arthropoda; Insecta; Lepidoptera; Nymphalidae
Exons: 2
Coding region: 1-765 (254 amino acids)
Source: RefSeq, a predicted model, not a curated record
AUGCAUGAGCCGGCGGCAUGGCCGGCGGCCCGGCCGCCGGCCAUGCCGCCGGCCGUGCCGCCGGGCAUGUGUGGAUGCGCCAUUAGGGAUAUUGCUUCUGUGUUCAACAUAGCAUCAACAGAAAUUGAGAGAAAACUGAAGAAUUUAUCUAGCCAUUAUUUUCGAGAAAAACGCAAAUUUGAAGAAUCUAAAAGGAGUGGAUCUGGACGGGAUGAUGUUCAAUUGCCGAAAUGGUUUGCUUAUAAGGCGUUAUCAUUUCUUAAUGACAAGAAUGCACCGGUACCGACUCUGAACAGCCACACACCUAGUUCUUCUCAAGAUAAUAUCACUCCCCAGACUACGCUACCUUCGACAAGGACUUCACGAAAGCGAAAUAUAGAGAGAGAACCUGAAGUUGAUGAAGCUUUGCAAUUACUGAGGGAGAUCACGUCUAAUGCAAGGCAACGCGAUGAUGCUGCUAUAUUUGCAGACUAUAUAAGUAGCAAGUUGAGGAAGAUGGAUCAUUACACGAUGUGUACAGUACAACAUCAAAUCCAGAAUAUUAUCUAUGAAGCAGAAAUGAGAAUGGGUUCGAUGAAUUUUGAUACUAGUAAUGGCGCAUCCACACAUGCCCGGCGGCACGGCCGGCGGCAUGGCCGGCGGCCGGGCCGCCGGCCAUGCCGCCGGCUCAUGCAUCUUUUACCUGCGGCACGCGCGGCUUUUGGUGCCGGCGGCAGUUUGCUUGCGGCUUCGAUACGGAGUGGUAGUGUUGUCGUAUUCAUUUAA